Messenger RNA from Podarcis raffonei (Aeolian wall lizard), 942 nucleotides. It is a transcript of the gene MALSU1, whose product is annotated as mitochondrial assembly of ribosomal large subunit 1. Lineage: Eukaryota; Metazoa; Chordata; Lepidosauria; Squamata; Lacertidae. The transcript is spliced from 4 exons. Gene Ontology annotation, cellular component: mitochondrion. The record is from RefSeq and is a predicted model, not a curated record. Gene Ontology annotation, molecular function: ribosomal large subunit binding. The coding region runs from base 88 to 780 and encodes 230 amino acids. Gene Ontology annotation, biological process: negative regulation of ribosome biogenesis; negative regulation of translation.
CCGGAGAGAUUCCAUUUGGAACGUUGAGUGUUCGUAAGUUCCAUCCGAGGAACGUCGGGGUUCCUCCUCGGGAACCGACGGCCUGCCAUGUGGCGGAGCAGUCGCUGCUUGCGGGCGCUGCUGAGGCUGAGGUCUUGGCAAGCCGCGGGAGGAGGAGGAGGAAGCAGCGGGUUGUGGGAGGCAGCGGCGGCGGCUCCCCGCGUUCCUUCGCGCGCGGGCUCGCUGGGGUUGCGGAGAUUCAGCGCGGCGGGCAGCUCGGAGCUGCGGGAUGCAGAGGUGGAGCACGGCUUGCAAAAAGACGGGGCAGCCGGGCAAGAGCAGCGCAUUGGCUCCGGUGCCGGAGAGGCCGCGGGCGCGUCUGAUCAUGUCUCUUCAGUAUUCAGCAUUGACUACAUGGUAUCGCUUCUGAGACAAGAAAAUGCCAAGGACAUUUGCGUUAUUGAGUUGCCUCCAGAACUGAAAUACAGCCAUUAUUUUAUCAUUGUCAGCGGGACAUCUCCCAGGCACCUCCAUGCCAUGGCUCAGUACCUGGUCAAAAUGUACAAGCAUUUGAGGACAGACUGGGAUCCCCAUGUUGUAAUUGAAGGGAAAGAUAGCGAAGAUUGGAUUUGCAUAGAUUUUGGUAAUAUUGUGAUCCAUUUCAUGUUGCCAGAGACACGUGAAAUCUAUGAACUGGAAAAGCUGUGGACGCUCCGAUCUUACGAUGAUCAGUUGGCACAGAUACUGCCAGAAUCCUUGCCUGACGAUUUCAUAAUUGGGCUAACUCCUGAACAGCAGUGAUUGGUCUCCCAAGUAGGGGAAAGAACAGGUCUGCAUGAAAUAUACCGCACAGCUGAGACUUGGGUGUCAGUUCUUGGGAAAUGCAGCAGGAAGAGAGGACAGAAGCCUCAAUCGGAGACCUUGGUGGCAAACAGAAUCAUACAGAAUACUCCUCAAGUGAAU